Leucoraja erinaceus (little skate) is the source of this 1731-nucleotide messenger RNA. Its product is annotated as T-box protein VegT-like. The record is from RefSeq and is a predicted model, not a curated record. Lineage: Eukaryota; Metazoa; Chordata; Chondrichthyes; Rajiformes; Rajidae. Gene Ontology annotation, cellular component: nucleus. The transcript is spliced from 10 exons. Gene Ontology annotation, molecular function: RNA polymerase II cis-regulatory region sequence-specific DNA binding; DNA-binding transcription factor activity, RNA polymerase II-specific. Gene Ontology annotation, biological process: regulation of transcription by RNA polymerase II; cell fate specification; positive regulation of DNA-templated transcription.
AUGGACACCGACUCACUAGAUGGUCUGUCUCUCUCCGCAGCAGCCAAACCCCAGCAGGACCAGGACACCGGCCUGGCCUCCAGGGUGAUGGGCACUCCGGCCGAACCCUGGGGGCACAUCCGCGUGACCCUGGACGACCAGACUCUGUGGCAGAAGUUUCACCAAAUCGGCACCGAGAUGAUCAUCACCAAAGCUGGCAGGAGGAUGUUCCCCCAGUGCAAGAUCAGUGUGUCGGGGCUGAUGCCCUUCUCCAGGUACAUGAUCAUGGUCGACUUGGUUCCAGCUGACGGCAUGCGCUACAAGUGGUACAAGGACCAGUGGGGUGUGGCGGGGAAGUCAGAGCCACAGCCUCCUUGUGUGACGUACAUCCACCCCGACUCGCCGGCCCUGGGCAGCCACUGGAUGAAGCAGGCCGUGCAUUUCCGCAAGCUGAAGCUCACCAACAACACACUUGACCAGUCCGGACACAUUAUACUGCACUCCAUGCACCGUUACCAGCCUCGCUUCCACAUCAUUCAGGAGGAGAAUCCGUUCGGGGUUCGGUGGAGUAUCUCGCAAACGUUCACCUUCCCGGAGACAGUCUUCAUGGCAGUCACAGCGUACCAGAACGAGAAGAUUACCAAACUGAAGAUCGACCACAAUCCGUUUGCCAAAGGAUUCAGGGAGGUUGGACUUAACAACAAAAGGUAAACAUGUGCCGUGUUGCGUGUGUCUUGUGUGUUCCGUGAACGUGUGCAUCACUGGAGCCGUGUCGCGGGGUGGCAGCGGGUGGCGAGGAAUCAGCCGUGUCAGGGCGCCGGCGCCAAGCGCACCAGGACGGACCCCGGCAGCCCCGACCCCCAGCAGAGCCACGACCACAACCACGACCAGGCCGGCACCGAUGCCGGCAAACCCUUCGGAGGAGAAGAGAGCAAAGCGGGAAUUCCCAGAGAGAAGGAGAGCCCCGGCCGCUGGUAUUCCCCGGAGGUGAAGCAGGAAUGCCCGGGGUCGGAGGUCACGCCGGUCCCCAGAGACGACGGGAGUUGUGCGUCGGGACAACCUCUCCCCAGCACCCCGCUCCCAUUGCUGCUCUACAGCAACGAUCCCUGGCCCUCGUCAGGGUCAGAGUUCAGAGGUCGGGCCGGCUGUGACCCAGGCUCUCUCCUGGGGUCGUCUCCUAGGAGACCAAGCCUGGAUGGCAAAGCCGGCCCGGUGCUGGAGGCUGCUGGCGGCUCGCUGCCCACCUGUCGACUGUCGCAGGACCUCGCGGGGGUCUUCAACGUGGCGGUGAGCAGUGCGCCCAAGGUGGGGGCGGUGGGCUGCAUCUACAGUCACCCCGCACCCUCCCCCGCCCCCUGGAACGUUCCACGGCAGCAGUUCAAUGAGUUCACCAGCGCUGGCCACCCCCCGCACCUGGGGGCAGAGGUCGGCAGCCAUGCGGUGCAUAGUUACCCUGCUGGGGCGGGCAUGGUGGAGUGGAGCCCUUACCCGCUCUUCCCCUACCCCUGCUGGAACCACCCGCAGGUUGCCAGCUGCCCACCCAGCCUCACCGGGCAGCACCUAACCCAGGCACACCCGGUCUCCACGAUUGUUGUCAGACCCCCCCACACCCUCUCCAACGUCACCUGCACCAUCAUCAGUGUCCACGACGAACAACCUGGGCACUGGACGCUGGGGUCUGCCCUGUACAUCAGCAACAGGACAGCAGGUAGACACCAGGACCUCUGUAUCACUGAACUCGUCAGUGAGUGA